Molecule: messenger RNA, 524 nt
Organism: Acanthoscelides obtectus
Lineage: Eukaryota; Metazoa; Arthropoda; Insecta; Coleoptera; Chrysomelidae
Source: the annotation of a GenBank genome assembly
AUACAACCUUGACUGAGCUCCAUAGCCUUUGUAGGGUAGAGUGGGGUUAACUGAACAGGUAGGUUAACUGAACACAUCGAUGUUCCUGCCAUCUAGUAAUGAUAAAUUAAACUUGAUUUUGCUGCUGAAAGCGUCUUUUGUUACGUGUGUUGACACUGUUCGGUGCAGAUUUUUUAAGUCGGUUCUAAUCUCGUAAAUCAGCAAACAUAUUUUUAAUGGCCGCCACGUAAAAUUUGUGCUCCCAAGUUUUUUUGUGUUACAGUUAGCAAAAUACAGUUUUUAAAUUGGUUUGACGUAUAUUUUGUUCAAAUAUGCCAAGAAAAAGACUACGUACUACCAAUAACAGAUCAUAUAGUGUAGCAGAUCUUAGACAAGCAUGUGAAGAAGUCCUGACACAUGGUCGAACAACUCGAAGUGUUGCACUUCAGUUUAAAAUCCCAGAAUUACUUUAAAAAGCAACGAUUUACUGGUCAAAAACAGAGUUUAAAUUUUGAUGGGUCCAGUUAACCCCACUCUACCCUACA